AACCCAACUGCGACACUUGUCAUUUCAAUUUCAACCGUAAAAAAUGUGACUGCCUCCUCGAGGAAACGGGGGAAACUCUAUGACGCAUACCACGUGCCUAUUGCAUGAGAACGGACCGCGACCCUCAGUCCGUGGGGUUGGGGUUCUCCAUGCCACGCUAGCAUCAACUCUCUACCACCUCUAGUUGACCUCUGCGCGUUCCUCGAUUAUUUGACACCUGACUCUACCUUUACGGCCAACACGCAAUGGGCGACAUUCAAACCCGGCCAUUUUCCAAGAAUUACAGCGGUUUGAUAAAUCAGUCUGUAAUUGCCGUCGGGAUCACUGUACUAUGCGUCGGAGGACAUGAGUACAUGAAAAGGAAGCGCAGAGGGAAGAAACAAUAUGAAGAUGGGCUUGGAUCCAGGGAAAGUUGGCAAUUUGGAUAUCUGUACCAAGGCAGAUCCUGGGCUCGGAAGCCAUCCCCUCCUUCGCCAAAAGGAUGGAUAUUGUCGUGGGUUCCGCAAGCCGUGUGGUUUCCUGAAGCGAAGAUGAAUGAAAUUCGGGGUAUUGAUGCGACACUGUAUAUUCGGUUUCUUCGCGGUUGCUUUUGGUUCGCUCUGCUACACACACUCACCACAUUUCCCGUGCUGUUCCCCAUUCACGUCGAAUUCUCCGAGCCUUCAAUUGAUCCUAAAUCCAUGACUCGCGCCUCAAUUUCUUCACUGGUCAGUACGGAAGAAGGUUUGUCCUUGCUAUGGAUUCAUAUAUGCCUCCUGUUCUGGAUAACCUUGACCUGGAUUGGUACACUGUUUUGGAUAGCCCAUGGCGCAUUCAUGUUACGCGCCGAAAACAUCAAGCAGGCUUCGAAGCGUGUUCCUUCGGGACCAAGCGAAGGCACUCGCCCAGAACACCAUCUCCAUCCUCAUCCACAAUUCAAUUUCGCGUCUGUUCCGUCGCUGGACUUUAUACAUCCAACGAACGGUCUUCGCCUUCGCACUAUCAUGGUAUCAAAUGUUCCUCCGCAAUUGAGAGAUGAGAAGGUGCUCAAAGAAUAUUUCGAGUACUAUAUGUCCCGAAAACUAGAGCGUCCGGCAUUGGGUCUGACCGCGACAACACAACCAGGCUUCUUCAAUAAGUCAUUCGCUUUCCUCUUCAACCGUGCCAAACGCCUUCCAGUUAUACAGAACGAGUGGAAGGACAGAACAGAUCACUCUUCUGCUUCUGACCCAGAGAAAGUGCCCGCAAUAGACCGUGUAGUGGUCGCAAGAAAGAUGACAGAGCUGGCUUCGCUUCUCGAACGUCGCGAGGACAUUCUUCGACUACUGGAAACCGCGCACAUCAAACUGGCCAGAACUACCCUCGAGGCUGUCAAAAAAGCCAUGCAACAGAAAGAGGCGAACAAACCUUUUUCUCGGAGCAACUCCAGGGCCAAGCUUGUUGCGAAAGAGAGGAAAUCGGUUGCUGGUGCUGAACAAGGUGAUGCCGAAUUAGGAGGUCCUAUCAGUGAAGAGGAGCGGAUGGAGCAGCUCAUCAAGGUUUUGGGUCCAUUUGUCGACGAAUUCGAGCUAAGGCGACAUAAUACCAAGCUCAAGAAGGCCUCCCAUGAUUCAAAACAUGCUUUCCAGCAGCUGCGAACAGAAGGAUCUGCCGAUUCUGACAAUGGCCCCAUGGAGAGCCCCGCUGGCUAUCCUCCCACCUCUGCGAAUGAACGGCGGCCUAAGUACAAAAUUACCAUCUGGGAAGCGCUCCUCAGCCUACCACGGAGCAGCCUUGAUGUGUACCAACCCCUUGUCAACCUUUCACAUCUCUUCCGCGGAAAGACGGUACCAUCCAUCGACUACUACACAGCUAAACUCAACUUGCUGACGUCCCUCAUAACGGAGAACCGUACGAAGCCGGCGACAAAGUUCGAUCCCGUCUCGACAGCAUUCGUUACUUUCGCCGAUCCAGAUGACGCGAGAAAGGCAUGCAAGUAUUUGGCAGUCCACCCUCAUAACCCGCUUACGUGUUCGGUCACGAUGGCUCCAGAGUACCAGGAUUUGGACUGGAUCAGGGUUAUGAAAUCGUCUUUUGAUGCAGAGUUCGUAAAAGACUGGGUCGUGAGCGUGGGUGUAUGGGCAUUCACCAUCUUCUGGUUGUUUCCGGUGUCAUUACUCGUUGGUUUAGUAUCCAUUCAGAACAUCAGUGUUUUCUGGCCUAGUCUUAAAGCGUACUUGGACAAGCAUGCCUGGGAGGAAGAAGUGAUCCAAUCAUUUCUUCCUACACUUCUCGUGGCUCUACUGGCUCUAUUGAUCCCUCUUAUCUUGUUACUCAUCGCUAAGAAGGCUCACACGAUUACGACCCUUUCGGCUCUUCACGACCGAAUCAUGACUAGAUAUUACAAAUUCCUCAUUGUCAACGUUCUUGUGUUUUUCUGUGUAGGCACGGCUGCUUUACAAUCUAUCCUUAACUCCUUUCGAGCAUCGGCUACGACUCCCGACAUUCUCCAGAUUGUGGCAGAUAGUUUUCCGUCGGCUGGACCCUUCUACGUUGGUUGGCUCAUUUUCACGACUGCUAUGCAUGGUGGUUUUGAAAUUAUUCUGCUCGGUUUACCUCUUAUUAUGUAUCCCACAACUAAGAGACAACUUACUCCGCGUAAACGAGCCAUUGGGAUACGUCCUCGAACAUUUAACUUCUACUAUUGGCUUCCUACACAUUUAUUGGUAAUCCACGUUUUGAUGCUAUUCGCGGUGCUCAAUCCUGUUGUAUUACCCUUCGGAGCAUUUUACUUUUUCAUCGAAGCUGGAGUAAUAAAAAACCAAUUAAUUCACGUCUAUGCUAAAAAUUACGAGGGCGACGGAAAGCUCAUCUUGAUACGAAUGCUGCGAUAUUCAUUAGAUGGUCUUAUCUUAUCUCAGGCUGUCUUUCUUGCUUACAUGGUUGUCCUGAAGAAGAAUGUCAAUGUUGCCCUUUCCGCUGUGCUCAUUGUGUUCACAGCUGUCGUGAAACUUAUCAUAACACGAAUGUGCCGAGCACAGUUCGAACGUGACGAUAUCCAGGAAGCGCAUAUUGUCUGCGGACAAUCGAAUGCGGCAGGCAUACCUGACAUUGAGAGAGGAGAGAUCGGAAACACAGAACAGGACAUGAACGGCCUUCUCAGUACGGAUUCGCAGAGAAGAAAGUCCAUCUGGCAGUUACCAGCUUGGGUGACCCUCUCUUAUGCGACGAUCCGUCAUCAUCCGAAUAAUCCUUUGGCACGAGGACCCAACCCUUUCCGUGCAGUGCGUCCUUCAUUUUCACACCGUGGCUCCAGGCAGUCACAGGCAGAGGAAAAUCAACGACCCUCUCGACUCGCGACUGGGAGCGCAGUUGAGCCUCCGCUUCUUGUCCCAUCGUCACCAAUUGCCCCACCUUUACGAAAUGAACACGAUUUCGCAGGUCCAGUUGUUCCUCACCCUUCGCCUGUAAGCUGGGAUGACUUAACAACUGCUGACUUGCCUUAUGACAACCCAUACUACACUCGGGCCAUUAGCAAUGUUCUCUGGCUACCACGAAACCCAUGCGGUCUACUCGACCUUGAUGAUACCAUUGAUCUCAAGACGUCUAUCACAGUUGAGGCUUCUGCCGGCAAGCUAGGAACUUGGAUUGGGAUACCCGAAACAGAUUCUCCAUUGCAGAUGUCUACAUUAUCACUGCAUCCGUCGCACGUUUCGUUGCCGCCUUCCGAACGCCGCGCUUCUAGCUUUGCAGUGGAUGGUACGGAGGAGAUCGAUCUCCCACCUGCAAUCGCGAGGCGCAUAGAAUCGAAAGAAGGUGAUAUUGAGCAGGCGACUGGACCUCGAAGGCCCUCUACAUUACGAGUCCGGCAUAUUACAAGCCAGAAGCAACCGAGCAUGUCCAGUAUGCGACCACCGAUUAAAUCAUUUAGAUCAUAUUCCGAGGUCAUCGAGCCGAUGAAGAAGAGGUCCAACUCAUUGCUGUCGUUCUUCGAGUCCCCCCAACUUGGAUCUACCGGCCGCCCGGGGUCUUCCAACCGUCUUGCGUCGCCGCAUUCUUCACCCCGCCAGCUGAGCCUGAGACCCAAUAUGCUUGCUCAGGGAGACUUUGUGACAGCUAAUGCUUCACGAAUGUCUAUGGGUGCCCCUCCUCAGCUGAGGCGUGCGGAAAACAUAUCGGCACAUCAUGCAAUUCUUCGGGAGGUAAUGGCAGAAGAAGAGUCUGCUUUGGUGAACAGACUGGAGGAGGAAGAUGCAGAUGCGGAGAAAGCCACUACAAAAUCAAGGUUUACCUCGUGGAUGUUCAAGAAGGCCCGGAAUAAUCUCGUUCAGUGAUUGUCAGUACAGGAACUUCGUUUCAUAUUUCUCAGUGGUGAUUUGAUACCCCUCCUCGGAGUAAUUUAUCUUGAUACAUAUUUUACUGUAUAACAGUAAUGAUGGGCAUGAAGAGAAGUGGAUACAUGGAAUAUCUCCGUGCCUCGGAAGUGCGUUGUCGUCAA
Molecule: messenger RNA, 4456 nt
Organism: Guyanagaster necrorhizus
Lineage: Eukaryota; Fungi; Basidiomycota; Agaricomycetes; Agaricales; Physalacriaceae
Exons: 18
Coding region: 246-4292 (1348 amino acids)
Cellular component (GO): plasma membrane
Molecular function (GO): calcium-activated cation channel activity
Source: RefSeq, a predicted model, not a curated record